AUGAUCCAUCCAGCUUGCUUACCUACCAUUCCCAAGGCCUCGUCAAUCUGCCGAGCUCCCUCAAACUCACCAGAGGCAGGCAUGAUUCAUUGCAGUGGCCAGUCAUGGAUGUUCAUCAACGCCCAGUCGACUUUGAGGACGCACGAUAUCGGCCUACAUGCUUCGGUGUCCGUCAAACGGGACGUCGAUGGCACCGCCGAGGUCAUGAAGCGAGCCAUGUCGUCCAGCAAGGCAAAUGGCCUGUGGAAUCCGAGUCUGGGUAUUCGGUUCUCUCCCAGCGUCGAGCCAAAGACGCGGGCUCUGUACCCUCGACUGGACCUUUCUCGCUUUCUUCACACCGCCACGACCAGCACCAGCACCAACGCAUCGCCAGACGAGGCCAUGGGGGCUCGUGAUUUGCUAUCAACAAGACAAGAUAUGUUCGGACGAGUCGAGCCCAGGAUGCUCCCCACGUCAGUCGCCGUUGGCCCUGUCGACAUUGCGAGAGAGAUGCUCGACGACGACGCGGCAGAGGACGAGCAAAGGGCCCGUGUCGAGAAGGAUGGAACGGUAGAGGCGAAAAGGCCAGGUCCUCCCGCUCCGGUGGAUGCACCCCAAACUCCACUGAGCUUCAACAUCUCGGCUGAGCGCUUCCAUGUCGCCCGCGCCGCCGCCGUCGGCGAAGCGGACUCCUUCUGGUCGCACACUCUGUAUCAACGCAUCACGCCAGCCGGCGCCGUCGAGAGGGUCAAGGUACACUACUGCACGAGUAGGCAUAGCAUGGAGCACGUCUGCCGAAAGUACUUUCUCCACGAGGGCCUUCUCGGCUUUGACCUCGAGUGGCAGACGUAUGCGAACCGCGACUCGGACAUUCGCUCGGCCAUCUCCUUGGUCCAGAUUGCGAGCGAAAGCCGCAUUGGACUCUUCCACAUCGCCAUGUUCCCCUCGGCCGCCAAGGAGAUGGCCGAUUUUGUGGCGCCCACCUUCCGGCUGAUCAUGGAAGAUGCCAACGUGAGCAAAGUCGGCGUCCAGAUCCAAGGCGACUGCACGAGGCUCAACAGAUUCCUCGGCGUCAAGGCGAGAGGCGUGUUUGAGCUGAGCCACCUGUAUAAGCUGGUCAAGUACCAGGAUACGCCGAAGCUGAUCAACAAGGUGCCGGUGGCGCUGUCGACACAGGUAGAAGAUUGUCUCGGGCUCCCCUUGUACAAGGGCCAGUCGGUUCGAUCGAGCAACUGGAUGCGACCGCUGGACUCGAAGCAGAUGCUGUGUGCGUCCAGAAUCCGAAUCGAUCUUGAAGGCCCUUUCGCUCACAUUGUUGUAGAUUCCGCCUCCGACGCGUAUGCCGGCGUUCAGCUGUACCACGUUCUGGAGGCGAAGCGGAGAGCGCUCAAGCCAUGCCCUCCACGGCCUUACCACGCAGAGCUUGGCCUUCCCAUCCCCAUCCCCAUCCCCAUCCCUACGCAACAAUCAGAGUUGAAUCCCACCGAGGAUUCGAGCCGAGAUGUUUCCGCCGCCCAAACGGUCGCGUCGACGCCCAGCUUGGCACGUACGAAGAAGCCUGCCCAACCGGCCAGUCCGGCUGCGAAGCCGCGUGACGCCCGCAUCACGGCAGCAGAAAUUGAAAUGAAAAGGUUCCGCGCCUCCAAGCGGACGCCGAUAGCGACAACUCCUUCCGCUCUCAGGGCGUACUAUGUGUGGCGCCUCAACGAGGACCUCGGGCCCGAAGCUGUCGCCAAGCUGCUGCGCGACCCGCCCCUGCAAAGCAACACUGUGGUGUCGUACAUCCUCGAUGCCAUCACGGCGGAGAAGCUGCCGUACGACAAGAAGCGACUCGCAAACGAAAUCACUUCUCGUCUACAGCCGGGACCGCUCACGGGCCGCUAUCGGCAUUUCUCGAGGGAUCAUGCAAGUGGGCCAAAGUCGACAAACGAGGCGGCAUGA
Messenger RNA from Drechmeria coniospora, 1920 nucleotides. RefSeq names its product putative Werner syndrome helicase. NCBI's taxonomy places the organism in Eukaryota, Fungi, Ascomycota, Sordariomycetes, Hypocreales, Ophiocordycipitaceae. The transcript has 2 exons. Gene Ontology annotation, molecular function: nucleic acid binding; 3'-5' exonuclease activity. Bases 1 to 1920 code for a protein of 639 amino acids. Gene Ontology annotation, cellular component: cytoplasm; nucleus. The record is from RefSeq and is a predicted model, not a curated record. Gene Ontology annotation, biological process: nucleobase-containing compound metabolic process.